This is a messenger RNA of Stegastes partitus (bicolor damselfish), 3312 nucleotides long. RefSeq names its product abl-interactor 2b (gene abi2b). Lineage: Eukaryota; Metazoa; Chordata; Actinopteri; Pomacentridae. The transcript is spliced from 10 exons. Gene Ontology annotation, biological process: neuron migration. Gene Ontology annotation, cellular component: SCAR complex; lamellipodium; actin-based cell projection. The record is from RefSeq and is a predicted model, not a curated record. Bases 22 to 1476 code for a protein of 484 amino acids. Gene Ontology annotation, molecular function: signaling adaptor activity; SH3 domain binding.
CUCUCCGCUAAAGAUGUGAAAAUGGCGGAGCUACAAAUGCUUCUGGAAGAGGAGAUUCCAGCAGGACGAAGCGCUCUCCUGGACAGUUUCACCAAUUUGGAGCGAGUCGCGGAGUACUGCGAGAGCAACUAUGUCCAGUCUCCAGACAAGCAGAGGGCGCUGGAGGAGACCAAGAACUACACCACCCAGUCUCUGGCCAGCGUAGCCUACCUGAUCAACACGCUGGCCAACAAUGUGCUGCAGAUGCUGGACAUCCAGGCGUCGCAGCUCCGCCGCAUGGAGUCGUCCAUCAACCACAUCUCACAGACGGUGGACAUCCACAAAGAGAAGGUAGCCCGGCGGGAGAUCGGCAUCCUCACCACCAACAAGAACACGUCCCGCACACACAAGAUCAUCGCCCCGGCCAACCCCGAGAGGCCCGUGCGCUACAUUCGCAAACCCAUCGACUACAGCCUGCUAGACGACAUGGGCCACGGAGUCAAGGCCAGCGCUCAGAACAUGAAGGCCGGAGGAGGCGGCGGACUUCCUCGCACCAACCCCCCGACACAGAAGCCCCCCAGCCCGCCCAUGACGGGGAAAGGGACCCUCGGGCGACACUCCCCCUAUAGGACGCUCGAGCCGGUGCGUCCACCCGUUGUCCCUAACGACUACGUCUCGAGCCCGACGCGCAACAUGGCGCACCCCCAGCAGAGCCCUGCACGCACUGCAUCCGUUAAUCAGAGGAACCGCACGUACAGCAGUGGGAGCAGCGGAGGAAGCCACCCCAGCAGCAGUCGCAGCAGCAGCCGAGAGAACAGCGGCAGCGGCAGCGUGGGCGUGCCCAUCGCCGUGCCGACCCCGGCCCCGCCCACCGCCUUCCCAGGUGCUCCUCAGUUCUACAGCAUGAACCGCCCGGUGCAGCCGCCCCAGAACGCUCCGGUGGGCGGCUCCCUGCCGUACCGCCGGCCCUCGUCCGUCACCGGUCAGCCCAACGUGGCCCACAACCAGAGCCAGCUCAACGGAGGGCCGCACUUCGCCCAGAACCAAGCCGGCCCGCUCGCGCCCCCUCCCCCCUCCAUGCAGAUCACCCCUCAGCUGCCUCUGAUGGGCUUUGUGGCCCGAGUUCAGGAGACCAUCUCAGACGUGCCGCCGCCGCCUCCGCCCGCCGACGAGCCGGUGUUUGAGGAGCCGACACCUCCGCCGCCGCCGCCCGAAGACUACGAGGACGACGAGGACGAAGAGGAGUCGGCGGUGGUGGAGUACAGCGACCCGUACGCCGAGGAGGACCCGCCCUGGGCGCCACGCAGCUACCUGGAGAAAGUGGUGGCCAUCUACGACUACACCCGCGACAAAGAAGACGAGCUCUCGUUCCAGGAGGGCGCCAUCAUCUACGUGAUCAAGAAGAACGACGACGGCUGGUUCGAGGGCGUGAUGAACGGGACCACGGGCCUCUUCCCCGGCAACUACGUCGAGUCCAUCAUGCACUACGCCGACUGAACAAACCCUCCUGCCGCCGCCGCCGCCACAGGGGGGAGGCGGUGGAGAGGGAUGGAGGGAGGGGAGCCAAGGGUCAAAGACUUUGAUCAGACAGAGCAUGAUCACCUCCGGGCGAGGAGAGAGGAGGCAGCAGCGCGACGAACUCACCCUCUCGACAUCGCCGCCAUUGUAAAACAACCACUACUCUAGAUAUCCCUGUAAUCCUUCUUUCUUUACUCCUUCAUUCGACCGACUGGACGGAUCGAGGCCACUACGUUUAUUUUUGCUUCUUCUUUUUGUUUUGUUUUUAUUUUUGGUUGCCAGUUUGCCCUUAUUCGCAACAAUAUUUAUUAGUAGUGGGAUAAACGGUGAGCAGGCAGACUUUAAAGGGCUGGAGGAAAAUGCCUUCAUGUGAUUUUCUCCUCGACACUCCAGAGAAAAAGUCCUCGGCGGGGAUUUAUUUUAUGUUUUUUUAUUUUGUUUAAACGGUUGGGUUGGUACCUCACGGUUGCCAAAAAAAAAAAGAAAAGAAAAGCACAUCAGACGUCUUAAGGAUCCCCCCUCAGAGUGCUUUAAAUUUAUCGUUCGAUUAAACCGGGUGUUUAGUCGCUUCACUUUUCCGGCGAAGGAAUCGUCAUCCAGCCCGUCACGCGAGAGAGGAAAGACCCUCGACUGCACAAUAGUUCUUUAUUCUUUACCAAGAGGUCCAGAGUUUUGCUUGCGGAGCGGCAUGUUACGACGAGGAUUUUAAAAAAUGAAAAAAGGCGUCUUUUCUGCUCUACUGAUGAUUAAUGUCUUAAUAUUUUUAGAUAUGGUGUGGUUUGGUUUUUGAUAUUCACCCACGACGACGACGACGAUGCAUUUAGGUCAUUUCUAAGAUGCUUGUGCCAUAUUGAAGUGUGUGUUGCUGUUCAGAGGUUAUCACUUCAUUUGCAAUAAAAUUGGCCAGAGUGGGUUCGUUGAGCUACGGUUUUAUUUUUCUUCUUCUUCCGGUUUUUGUUUUGAAUCGAAAGCACAUACAUUUGUAGUUUUCAAAAAAGGAAAAAAAUUAAAAAAAAACAAAAGGUGUAGAAGAGAAGAAAUAAUAUAAAUGUGAGAUGUAUUAUCAAAAACGGGACUUUAUUGAAUAUGAAAAGAAGCCAGCUGUCGUGUUGAAAAUGGUUUUAACCAUCGCGAGCCCCCCCCCUCCUCCUGCCCCCCCCGAUAUGAAAAAAUAUGACGCCGUUUGUCCUCCGUACGGUUUAUUAAAACGCUUUGGUGUUCGCGAGGGCUCAGUGCUUAUGUCAGAAUCUUUAUUUUCUAUUUAAAAACAGAAAAAAAAGUACUAAAAAGUGGGUCUGUUUGUGAGUCUUGCAUGCCAUUGUUCUUAUCUGUACUGGUGUCCCAAAAAACCUACGUGGCAAGAUCACCCAUUCAAAAGACAAGCAGCCCUGCAGCUCCGACCGGGAACCACCAGCCUCAUCCAAAGAGACUGUUUCAGUCCAGGAGUCGCCCUCUGACCUGCUGGGGGAGGACGGAGGGAGACGCCUCCUCACCCCCCUCCCCCCCCGACAGUAGCCGUCAUUACAACAGUGGUGAAUUUAAAAAAAAUACAAAUAAAAAAUCGUGUGUGUUUUUAAAAAAAAGCUGCUAGUGAAUCCUGCGGCAGAGCUGAGAAGCUGACACUAAAAAAAAUAAAGGCUUCUGCGAGGUCUGCAGGAUUCACAGCUCCCUGGAGUCACAGGCGUCCCCCCUCCCCCCCGGGACGUCCAGUUUAACAGUCCAUAAUGCCAUUGUGUUGCACAGUUAAAGUUGAAUUGCAGAAGUAUCAUAUUUGUAAAAUCAUGAGAACAAAGACAAUAAAGUUAUUAAGAUUUA